ACAUCACGGGCUGGACCAAAAACCCUCGCUGCAGUCGAGUGACAAGACACAGAUGAUCGAAACUAAAAAUGGGGAAAAGAAACCCCAUAUCAAGAAGCCUCUGAACGCCUUCAUGCUGUACAUGAAGGAAAUGAGAGCUAAGGUAGUAGCCGAAUGCACGCUGAAGGAGAGUGCCGCCAUCAACCAGAUUCUCGGACGCAAGUGGCAUGCACUCAGCAAAGAGGAACAGUCCAAGUAUUAUGAAAUGGCGCGGCGGGAGCGACAACUACACAUGCAGAUGUACCCUGGCUGGAAUGCGCGAGAUAACUAUGGCAUGAUGAAAAAGAAGAAGAGAAAGAAAGAAAAGACUGGUGAUGGAGCCAAUAUGAAGAAGUGCCGUGCAAGAUAUGGGCUGGAGCAGCAGAGCCAGUGGUGUAAACCAUGCAGGCGAAAGAAGAAAUGUAUUCGAUACAUGGAAGGAGAGGAAGGUGAAGACAUGGCGCCUGGGUCAGCAGACAGCGUAGAUGCCUCGCAAGAGAGCGAAGAGGAGGAUGAUUUGCAAGACAUGUCAUCUCCCUCAACAGCACUGAUGGGUGACCACACCGCCACCUCCCUGCAUCCUCAAGUCUGAUGCCCUCGCCUGGGCCUUCUUUGGCAUCACCGUCAGGGCCACCUUCA
This is a messenger RNA of Penaeus vannamei (Pacific white shrimp), 657 nucleotides long. Lineage: Eukaryota; Metazoa; Arthropoda; Malacostraca; Decapoda; Penaeidae. The record is from RefSeq and is a predicted model, not a curated record.